Messenger RNA from Myiozetetes cayanensis, 3511 nucleotides. It is a transcript of the gene SLC27A4, whose product is annotated as solute carrier family 27 member 4. Gene Ontology annotation, cellular component: endoplasmic reticulum membrane; plasma membrane; microvillus. The coding region runs from base 84 to 2018 and encodes 644 amino acids. Gene Ontology annotation, molecular function: long-chain fatty acid-CoA ligase activity; long-chain fatty acid transmembrane transporter activity. Lineage: Eukaryota; Metazoa; Chordata; Aves; Passeriformes; Tyrannidae. The record is from RefSeq and is a predicted model, not a curated record. The transcript is spliced from 13 exons. Gene Ontology annotation, biological process: medium-chain fatty acid transport; very long-chain fatty acid catabolic process; long-chain fatty acid import into cell.
CCCCGUGCCGCAGCGCCGGGCGGGCCCCGCUCCUGCUCCCGGCGCAGGUGGCCGGGCCGCAGCGGACGCCCCGGAGCCCGGCCAUGAUGCUGCGUCUGGCUGCUUUUGCAGCGGUGCUGCUGUUCCUCAGGGUCACUUUGGAACUGUCCUGGGCCCAGGCCAUCCCCGCUCUCUUCAUCUUCUACCUGGGAUCCGGCGGAUGGGACUUCUUCCUCAUAUUCCUCAAGACCAUACGAAGGGACGUCACCACGGGGCUGGUCCUGUUGCGGGUGAAGUGGCAGGUAUGGAGGCACGUGAGGGAGAAGAACACAAUUGCCAAGAUCUUCCAGAAGACUGCGAGGAAGUAUCCAGAGAAGACAGCGCUGAUCUUCCAAAGCACGGGGGAGAGCUGGACCUUCCGGCAGCUGGACGAGUACUCCAACCAGGUGGCCAACUUCUUCUACGGCCAAGGCUUCCGCUCUGGUGACGUGGUGGCCCUCUUCAUGGAGUCCCGCAAUCAGUACGUGGGGCUGUGGCUCGGCUUGGCCAAGAUCGGGGUGGAGACGGCCCUCGUCAACUCCCACCUGCAAAUGGAGGCCUUGCUGCACUGCAUCACCAUCUCCAACUCCAAGGCUGUGGUUUUUGGGGUGGAGAUGAUGGAAGCAAUGCAGGAAGUACAGUCCUCCCUGGACAAAUCCAUCCAGCUCUUCUGGUCCGGGGAAGGAAGUCCCAAAUCCGUGCUUCCUGGUGCAAAACACCUGGACCCCCUCCUGCAGAUGGCCCAGCGACACCAGCCACCCACCCCUGACAAGGGCUUUCUUGAUAAACUCUUCUACAUCUACACCUCUGGCACGACGGGGCUGCCCAAGGCUGCCAUCGUGGUGAACUGCCGGUACUUCCGCAUGUCCAGCUUAGUUUUUUAUGGUUUUGGGAUGAGGUCUGACGAUGUGAUAUACGACUGCCUCCCGCUCUACCACGCUGCAGGGAACAUCGUGGGGAUCGGGCAGUGCCUCCUGCAGGGAAUGACGGUUGUCAUCCGCAAGAAGUUCUCAGCCUCGCACUUCUGGGAGGACUGUGUGAAAUACAACUGCACGAUUGUGCAGUACAUUGGGGAGAUCUGCCGCUACCUGCUGAACCAGCCGUACCAGGACGCGGAGCGGCAGCACCGGGUGCGGAUGGCGGUGGGCAAUGGGCUGCGAGCCUCCAUCUGGAGGGAGUUCAUGGCCCGCUUCGGCAUCGCCCAGGUGGCCGAGUUCUACGGGGCCACCGAGUGCAACUGCAGCCUGGGAAACUUCGACGGCAACGUUGGGUCAUGUGGCUUCAACAGCAGGAUCCUGCCAGGUGUGUACCCCAUCGGCUUGGUGAAGGUGGAUGAAGACACUAUGGAGCUGAUCCGGGGGCCGGAUGGUGUUUGUAUCAGCUGUAAACCAGGGGAGCCAGGGCAGCUGGUGGGUCGCAUUGUCAAGAGCAACCCCCUGCAGCACUUCGAUGGCUACCUGAACCAGUCAGCCACCAACAAGAAAAUCGCCAGGGAUGUGUUUGUAAAAGGGGAUGCUGCCUAUCUCACAGGGGAUGUGCUGGUGAUGGAUAAAUAUGGCUACAUGUACUUCCGUGACCGCACUGGGGACACGUUCCGCUGGAAAGGGGAGAACGUCUCCACCACAGAGGUGGAGGGAACGCUGAGCCGCAUCCUCAACCUGACGGACGUGGUGGUUUAUGGGGUGGAGGUCCCAGGGAUUGAAGGAAGGGCAGGAAUGGCAGCCAUCGCUGACCCAGAGAACUCCUGCGACCUGGAAGACUUUUCCAGCAAACUGAAAAAGGCGCUGCCACUGUACGCGCGUCCCGUCUUCCUGCGGUUCCUGCACGAAGUCUCCAAGACAAGCACUUACAAGUUCCAGAAGAUGGAGCUGCGGAAGCAGGGCUUUGACCCCGCAGUGGUGAAGGACAGGUUGUAUUUUCUGGACUCCAGGCAAGGCCGAUACCUGCCACUGGACCAGGCAGCGUUCGGCAGGAUCCAGUCGGGAGACCAGAAGCUGUAACCGAUGGGGCUCAAGGAAGGCACCUCCCAGAUCCUGCUGGGGAGAGGGGGCAAGGCAGGCACUGGGGAAGGAAAGGUUCACGGAGCGAUACAAAGGCACGCUAGAGAUUUUAUUUGACGAGUUUUACAGAUAAGGGUUUGGGGGGAACACAGAGGGGACCGAGGGGAGGGGGAAGGUCACAUACCAAAGCAUUGACUCAUUAUGGCUUUAUUUUCUACUUGGUACAGCGGUGGUGGUCCCAUGCCAUGAGAGGGGCAGGGCCCUGGCCAGUUGAGGAGGGGUGGGGUGCCCCUGCCAUUCCACUUUGCUUUUCCUGUCUUUUCCCUCUCUUUUCCUGCCUGCAGCAACCCUUCCUUGUGAAGGCCAUGAAGGGACCAGUGCUGAGCUCUUUCCCACUCCUCCACCAAGCAGCCAGCUCCUCCUUGGCACAGGGACCCCACUGGCAGAGGGAAGCUGGGUGCCAGGCGCAGCCCCUGCCCUCUGCGUGGCCCUGCUGGUGUCGUGUGUCUGCUGUGAAUCAGGGGAGCAGGGUAGUGUUGGGCUCAGGAGGGGGACAGGGAUGUGCUUCUGCCAUGCCUUUCUCUCUCCUGGGGGUGACAUUUCUAUUUUUCACAAUCACACGCACAUUAUAUUAUAUUAUAUAUAUAUAUAUAUAUUAUACACGCUGACUUUUUAUUUCAAUCUUAAUUUAUUAUCUAUACUUUUGAAUGUGUCCCGGGCUUGUGCAGUAGGUGGAAGGAUAGCCCAGACCUGUCCUCUCUUGGAUAGUCCUCCUCUCUCCUCUUCCAGCGUGGAUGCAGCUGGAUAUGUCCUUGUGGCCUUGCUCUAUGGUGGAGGACAUGAGCAAAUCCCACUAUCUUGUGGACACUUCUCUGGGUCUUUUACUUCCAUCUUUCGUGGAUGCAGCCUUGUUUUGUGGACCUUCUUCCUGGCAGAAAGCAAGGAGGAGAGUGGGAAGAAGGGCCUGGUUGGCCUUUGCUUAGACAUGCUCAGCACCACGGAGCAGCUCUCAGGGCUUUCCUGCCGUGAUGUCAGUGCCAUGGAUGUGGGAGAGAACGUCCUCUGGAGGGUGGCUUCUGCUAGAGCCUGACUUCAUGUGCUCUGCAUCCCUUCCCAAAAGAGCCCUCCCUGUCUCCAGCACCGGAGCCGGGCCCUGAACUGAAAUGUCCGUGUGAAACACCUGACUUGUGCUAUGUGAAUUCCCCGUGUUGUGUCCGACGUGAAACAGCCUCAGCAGCGAUGUCCGAUUCCAGUCCUCGGAGACCAUGCAGAAAUGUCUAUUCCAGAGAAAACUCUGGGAUGGGGUUUCUUCUUCUUUUUUUUUUUUUUCUUUCUAUAGUUUGUUUUUAUGCUUUUAGCAGGGUUACUCCUUAAAACAACGUCUGUCUUUUGUGAGGGCAGGGUGUGUCUGCUCUUCUAGCUGUGCUUCCACACCAACGUUCCUGCCUGCCCCAGUCUGUCCCGGUCUCACAAUUAAACACGAGUAUGGGCUA